Molecule: messenger RNA, 2381 nt
Organism: Dermacentor silvarum
Lineage: Eukaryota; Metazoa; Arthropoda; Arachnida; Ixodida; Ixodidae
Exons: 3
Coding region: 480-1418 (312 amino acids)
Molecular function (GO): nucleic acid binding; zinc ion binding
Source: RefSeq, a predicted model, not a curated record
CUAGCUUCCGUCUGAACCCAAGCAAACUGCUUGUGGCAUUCGAUGAAAGAAAAGAUGAUCUGGAUGCCUAUUUGCAUAGAUUUGAGACAGUUGCUAAAAGCCAGAAUUGGCCAGAGGAUCAAUGGGCCACUGCAUUGAGUACGUGUUUGAGCGGUGAAGCACUUAGUGUGUACGGUAGGCUGACGCCAACCGAUGCCUCUAAUUAUGGAAGGGUGAAGGCUGCUUUACUGAAAAGAUUUAGGUUCACCGUAGAAGGCUUCCGAGAUAAGUUUAGGACUGGAAAGCCCGCCGAUGGCGAGACUGCCACGCAAUUUGCCGCGCGGCUCAGUCACUAUUUUGAUAGGUGGACUGAACUUUCAGAAACUGCACAGGAGUACGGUGCACUUAGAGAGCUUCUGAUCAAGGAGCAAUUCCUCAUCAGUUGCCACCCGAGCCUGUCACUCUAUCUGAAAGAAAGGAAAGCUAAAACGCUUCAAGAUAUGUUGGAAUUGGCAGACCAAUUUUUGGAAGCACAGGGAGGCACCAAUCUCUCCAAGAUCAGAAAAGAGGAGCCAGGGGACGCAAAGAAACCGGCAUCCGAUGAAAGGAGAAACCCUCCGAAGCCUGUUCCGAGGUGUUAUCUCUGUAACCGACUGGGCCAUCAUGCUAGCAGUUGUCGGACCAACUUUACGCGCCCCAACGAGGUUAAAUGUUUUAAAUGUGGGCGAACGGGGCACAAAGCCGAUUCAUGUCGCAACGGAGUGAAGGAAACUCCCCAAGCAUCCUGUGUGUAUGCCCCGCCAAAACAUCAAGAAGACAUAAACGACGGCUUUGUAGAACUUCGAGACGGAAAAAGAAUUCCGGUCGUUAAUGCGGUGAUGACCCAACGCCCCGAAUUUCCCGAUAAGGUAAUGCCCGUACUUGCCGGAAAAUUGGGAGACAAACAAAUCACGGUGUUACGAGAUUCCGGCACCAGCACAGUGAUCGUGCGAAGGGACUUAGUACAAGACGAGGAGCUCACGGGCGAAACCACUUUAGUUUGCCUAGUCGAUGGUACGGCUAGGAAGCUUCCUGAAGCCAAGAUUGAGGUCGAUACCCCCUAUUACAGUGGGAAAGUCACUGCGCUUUGCAUGGACCACCCACUGUACGACCUAAUCAUAGGAAACGUCGAGGGAGUUCGCGCCCCAGACGAUCCGAAACCUUUGGAAGAAGAGCCGAAGACCGAACCCUCGACGAUUGAAGAGGCACGCGGAAAACCAUCAGCCUCUGACGAAAACACCGCGGCAGCUGUCACCCGAGCUCAAGCAAAGGCUCAGGCAAAACCGUCCCAGCUCCCUUCCAGACCCAAUUCCGAAAAUAAACCGACCGGGACCCAUAACCACGCGAAACACUACUAUAGAAAGACCAAGGACAGAAAAUUUAAAUUUAAGAGCCGUUGACGAUUAUCCGUGGUGCAAAGCGUUUUGAUUGAGUGCACCGAGUGUUUGUUUAUGUAUCAUGUUUAUGUUUAUGUAUUUGUUUGUGUUCUGUAAACUACCCUGUCAGUUUUGUAUACUUGUUGCACAUGUUAUAUUUCAAAUGAUUGUCUUGUUAUGAGAGAUGUAUUAUUGUGUAAUAUAAGUGUACCAGUUAUACGAGCGAUGUGUUAUUGUGCAGUCCACGCGUACUUUUGUGACUUGUGUUUGUAUUCGAUGUAUCGCAAGUGAUGUGUGAAUUGUGGUGGACUGAUUUAUGGACUUACGGACUCGUGUGUAGUGGACUUUUGUGCGCGCUUCUUUUGUGUUUCUUUGAAUAUUAUUGCAUAAUAUUCUUAAAGUGGGGGGCAGUGUCACAAAAGAGCGCGUAAUCAAAGCGCGCGCCGAGUGUCGCGCAAGCCAGCGAAAGAACACGCCGGUCCCGCGGCAACUUCAACAGAGGGGGAGAGCGCAUACGCCUCAAGCAACCACGCUAACAACGGCGCCGAAACGUCUGGAACGAGGUUCGACGAAGCGACGUUAACCGGAGAGAGAGAGAAAGCACACGCGCGCGCCGAGACUCCUUCUCACCCGGCGAGCCGAGAGAGAUAACAACAGCGUGAGCGUGCGUGAACAGCAUGAGUCAUCAUCACCCCCCCUCGAGAAUGUUCCGAAAGCAGCGGUCGAAGGUACGAGAAAAGAGUAGAAGCUUCCCAAGCUUUGGCCGUGCUACGGAAUCACAACUCCGAUCGAAUGUUCGAGAAGGACCGUCGACGGCUAUAUAAACGCCGUGCGAGCAUUGUCAGUUAGGAAUCCAGGAUUCGGAGUCCAGUGAGGAAUUCAGGAGUUGAGAGUUCAGACCGCUCCGGUAAAGAGAUGUAAUGUGAAGACAGACCGUCAGCGGAAGAAGGGGACUCCCCGGCAAGCUAGUCGACGAGUUCAUCGAGC